This is a messenger RNA of Cyclocybe aegerita, 1032 nucleotides long. The record is from the annotation of a GenBank genome assembly. NCBI's taxonomy places the organism in Eukaryota, Fungi, Basidiomycota, Agaricomycetes, Agaricales, Hemipholiotaceae.
AUGGUCAAGGAGCCUUCGGAAUUGCAGAUUGCCUAUGAACGUCUGUCCGGCAUUCACAAGAAGCUUGCCGCUCAGAAGGGGGGUGACAACGCAGACAAAGUCCUCCAGCAACAGCUCCAGAAAACUCUGUCGAUGGUGAGAUCGAAGAUGGCGGAAACCCGGGCCCAGUCAACCAACUCCUCUGACGUGAACGAAGACAAAGCCUUCCAGCAACAGCUCGCAAAAACACAGUUGAUGCUGAGGGCGAAAUGGGAAGAAAUCCAGUUGGCCGAGUCAUCUGGCAUGAACGAAGAGGAUCUGAACAUCCAUUCGAGCGGCGUCCUCGGUGUGAGGAAGGACUACGAAGAACGCCUAGCAAAGUCCACUGGGAUCAGCGAGGAAGAGCUUUGGUCCUCGGAGAACUUGUAUCGUCAUUUGAAACUGCUGGAAAAUCGUUUUUCACGAACGAUAGGCGCCCGUCCGUGGAUUGAGGCAUUAUUGUUCCGCGUGCAUGCCAUACUUCCGAGUGGGGAGUAUAUGGUCAUUAACAUGGACCAUGACGUUUCAUUGACCCCAGAAAAUACGAGCGCGCUGCCGACCCCUGAUGAUUUCGUGGUUCACAGCGUCAUAGUUGUGAACGAUGAAUGCCACGCCAGGCGAUUCUUGUCCUUUCCGUCUUUGGCACGGAUCCGGGUUCAUAACCCAUCGACGUUUUUCAUCCUGGAGACGAAGUUCUUAGAUCCGUUAUGCCAUGUCCCUCAGGCGGCAGACGAACUGUACGAGUGCGCAAAGCGCCUCGACAAAAAGAUCAUACGCGGCGCUCUGACAAGCGGAGAGGAUUGGAUCUUCUUGCAUCUCAAGAUGAACGACGACGGGAACGGAGCCUCGUAUCAUUAUUCUGAACGACUUCGGCUCUACAAGGCUCAGACUAACCUUGCCGCCGAUGUGGAGAUCAGUCGCCCGUGGCCUGAUUUAAUUGCUGCCAUUUUGUCUUCUUGGAUCGAGAAUAGCCAUUCAGAGAUUACAGAUGACGAUUGGUUCGAAGCGAUGUGA